This is a messenger RNA of Xylaria bambusicola, 1782 nucleotides long. RefSeq names its product GTPase activating protein. The transcript is spliced from 7 exons. Gene Ontology annotation, biological process: activation of GTPase activity. The coding region runs from base 1 to 1782 and encodes 593 amino acids. NCBI's taxonomy places the organism in Eukaryota, Fungi, Ascomycota, Sordariomycetes, Xylariales, Xylariaceae. Gene Ontology annotation, molecular function: GTPase activator activity. The record is from RefSeq and is a predicted model, not a curated record. Gene Ontology annotation, cellular component: Golgi apparatus.
AUGUUCUCAUCUUCGGGCGGUGGUAAGAAGCCUCCACAGCAGCAGGAGAUGGUUCAGGUUGACAGAUCCGAGUCUUCUUCACCUUUCUGGCGCUCGCCGCGAGAAGGAACUUCGAAGCGACCAGGUCGUGAUCCGAACCUUGUCGUGGGCGCGGCAUACUCCCAUGCUGAUAUGUUGAAAUUUGAUAACCUAUCCAGAAACGUAUCCGGUUCAUCACGCCCAAAAACCCCGCCGUCUUCGUCCUCCCAGAAAGCCAGAACCAGCGAUAUUGGCUCUACGUCGCGCAAAUCCAAUUCGUCUCUUUCAUCGCCCCCAUUGAAGUCCUAUUUCAACUUCUUGUCGACGACAAAUUCGGAUUGGAAUGCUGACGACCCCGAUGCUGAAGAUGAGUAUGCGUAUGAAGACGACGAUGGGGACGACUUCGGACUACCGAGUUUAUCGAAUAUGAACCGGCGGUCUCGUCGCAUGGCGGCAGCUACACAGAACAGCGACCUCGCAUCGCAAAGCCAGCCGGCCUUGGACGCCUCUCUUGGAUUUCCUAAUAGACGAUUCUCGAACAGCGCCGAUAUAGCAAUAGAAAGACCUGCGCUCGUAUACCCCAUGCCCAAAAAGACUGAAGGAAAAAUACUCCGGCCACAAUACAAAGAUAUUCUUAAAGACCCUGCGAACGCUUUACAUCUGAUAGAUCAUCCACCUACGCCAGCUAAUGCCUCACCAAAAGAGAUCGAUGCCAUGAAUUCUCGUGUCACAAAAAUCAAUAAAUUCAAAAAGAUACUUCAGACUACAACAAUCCCUCUAACAGAUCUUCGAGCACUGGCGUGGGGUGGGGUGCCCGAGGAGGUUCGUGCAAUGACUUGGCAAUUAUUACUCAGUUAUCUACCAACGAGCAGUGAAAGACGGGUUGCGACUCUUGAGCGGAAGCGAAAAGAGUACUUGGACGGUGUUCGUCAGGCAUUUGAGCGUGGGGGGGCCGGUCAAAACUCAUCCGGCCGCUCAAGAGGUCUUGAUGAAGCGAUUUGGCAUCAAAUUAGCAUUGAUGUGCCCAGAACGAACCCACAUAUCGAGUUGUACAGCUAUGAAGCGACGCAACGAUCACUAGAACGAAUCCUAUAUUUAUGGGCUAUCCGGCACCCUGCAAGCGGUUAUGUCCAGGGCAUUAAUGACCUAGUCACGCCUUUUUGGCAGGUGUUUUUGGGAAGCUAUAUAACUGACUACAAUAUUGAGAGUGGCAUGGAUCCUGGUCAACUACCAAAACCUGUGCUGGACGCCGUGGAGGCCGACUCAUAUUGGUGUUUGACCAAAUUACUUGACGGUAUUCAGGACCAUUACAUCGUCGCACAGCCCGGAAUACAGAGACAAGUUGCAGCGCUUCGAGAUCUGACCGCUAGAAUCGACGAAGGACUUGCGAAGCAUCUUGAGCACGAAAACGUCGAGUUUAUCCAAUUCAGCUUCAGGUGGAUGAACUGCCUGCUCAUGAGGGAGAUUAGUGUCCGAAACACGAUUCGUAUGUGGGAUACAUACCUGGCUGAGGAGCAAGGCUUUUCAGAAUUUCACUUAUAUGUUUGCGCUGCAUUUCUUGUCAAAUGGUCCUCUAAGCUGGUCAAGAUGGAUUUCCAAGAGAUCAUGAUGUUUCUGCAAGCCUUGCCUACUCGAGAUUGGACAGAAAAGGAUAUCGAGCUUCUACUUAGUGAGGCUUUCAUAUGGCAGAGCUUAUUCAAGAAUUCCGCUGCUCAUCUUCGAGGUGGACCUAGUCGAGCUCCUGCGACUAAUCUUCAACUGUAA